Molecule: messenger RNA, 2407 nt
Organism: Triticum aestivum (bread wheat)
Lineage: Eukaryota; Viridiplantae; Streptophyta; Magnoliopsida; Poales; Poaceae
Product: factor of DNA methylation 1
Exons: 3
Coding region: 33-2060 (675 amino acids)
Biological process (GO): gene silencing by siRNA-directed DNA methylation
Source: RefSeq, a predicted model, not a curated record
AUCAUCCAAUCCCCCAACCAAACAUCUCUCUAAUGCAUCCUCCACCUUCUUACUCGCAAUCUCUUCCCGUGGCCGAGUCCGGGAGCAAGAACCCCAAACCCCGCGCGACCGCCGACGAGGAUGACCCGGACCUGCCCCCACGGGAGGCGCCCCCCGGGAUAUCUGGAUUGCUGCACGAAUGGAAUCGCGCGGGGGCGGCGGAGCGCCUCCCUGAAAUCCGCGCCAACCUUCUCCUCCUGCCCCCGCCCGCGGCCCCGUCCCGGCCCCGUCCGCCGCGGGUCUCCGCGCACUCGGCCUCCUCAGCUUCGUCCACCUCGACCUCUCCUCGCCCCCUUCCCCCGGCGCCCCGCGCCGCGACCUCGUCGCCGCGCUCAUCGCCAAUUAUCACCUUCGCCGACGCGCUCGCCCUCCCGGCCCCGCGAAGUACCGCGCCGGUCGAUCGGGACCCCCCGGCCGGCGUCGACCCCGCUGCCGUGGCCUCCGCCGCGACGGAGUUCAUGAAAGCGUACAUCUUGACGCCGUUAGCGGCCACCAACGGCGGGAAGCUGCCCAUCUAUGUCGAGUCGGCGGCGCAGAGGGUGAAGGAUGGGAUGGCGCAUACUGUCGACUGGACAUUUUUACUCUGGCGCCUUGUAGUGGAGGAGAUGUUCGAGCUGAGGAAGGGGAUGAGAAGCGAUUGGGCGUGUUACUACGGCGCAUACCUGCAGAGGCUCAUCUGGGUGAAGAGGCCGGACCUGUUCUUGCCACCACCGGUGGCGCCACCGGAGCAAGCUGCAUUGGCGGCAGGAAACAACCACCGGCCAAAAGCCGACGACAAUCAGAAGCUCUGUUCAGAGCUGGAGUCCAAGAUGCAGGAGUGUGAAGCGAAAUCACAGCGGUUUGAAGCGGAGGUUGAGGCGAAAUCAAGGCAACUUGAUGCUCUAGCUGCGCAGUAUCACCACGAAAUGAGGAACCUCGAGCAAGAUAAGAAAAGGCAACUUGACGCUCUAGCUGCACGGCAUCACUACGACAUGAGGAACCUCGAGCAAGAUAAGAAAAUGUUGCAGGAUGAGGUACACACUGUCAAGCUGCUGAAUCAGGCUCUGGUUUGCAAGGAAACAGAGAGCAGGGAUGAAGUGCAGCGGGUUCUGAAAGAGCUGACUCAUGUGAGCAAGCAGCUAGCAGAGCUGAAGGAUGAGAUGCACACGGUGGAGUCACUUAACCAGGCUCUGGUUAACAAGGAAGCGAAAAGCGACGAUGAACUUCGACGAGGACAGGAGGAGAUGACAGAUGUGAGAAAGCAACUAGCACAUUUACAGGAGGAGAUGCGCGCCAUUGACUUGCUCAACCAGGCCCUGGCUAGUGCCAAGGAAGCGAAAGACGAUGAAUUGGAGAGGGUUCGGAACGAGCUAGUCCAUGUAAGGAAGCAAGCAGGGCAUUUGGAAGAGGAGAUGAACAUACUGGAUUCAAUCAACAAGGCUCUAGUUGCCAAGGAAAGGGAAAACAGUGCCGAGUUGCAAGACAUCCGGAAAAAGAUGAAAGAUCUAAAUGAUGAGCGUGAAGGGCUAGAGUCAGACAACAAAGUCCUGACAACCAUGGAAAUAAGAAGCAACAACGAGUUGCAAGUCGUCCGGAAAACACUGAUAGAUGGCUUGCAGAAUUUUACGAAUGGACAUGCACACAUAGGUGUCAAAAGGAUGGGCGAUCUUGACCUCAAAGAAUUUGCAAAAGCUUGCAAGCAGGAUUUAUUACAAGAGGAUGCACGAGUUGAUUCCUCUGUUCUUUGUUCGAAAUGGGAAGCUCGAAUUGCAGAUCCAAACUGGCACCCUUUUGAGGUCCGCAUGAAUGAUGAUGGUAAAGAGAAGGAAAUUCUGCUAAAGGAUAAUGCUAAUCUUCAGGAGUUAGAAGAGCACGGUGAAGAAAUAUACACUUUGGUGACAAAGGCGCUGUUUGAAAUCAACGAGUACAACCCCAGUGGCCGCUAUCCUGUACCAGAGCUAUGGAACUACAAGGAUGGCCGGAAAGCAACACCGGAAGAGGCCAUCAAGUAUAUCCUGAAAUCACGCAAGAGGAGGCGGUGAGCCCAUGUACCUGCAGGCUCCAUGUGCUCCCUUGGCUUUCAUAGAGCUAGUACUUACACCUUGAACUAGACAUAAUGUGAUUUAGUGUCGGUAGAUUAGUUGGGUCUUCGUAGUGCUUCACUUGUUCUUACAGAUCAUGCAACCAGAUUAAUCGUGAUCGCCUUUUGGUUGAUAAGGUUUACCAGUUUAGUAGUUUAGUUAGAUUCUCCUAUUGUACCAUUUACAUGGAUACUGGUACUAAUCUCAGACUGCAGACUACCGCUUCUAUCUUUGUAUAUGUGCAGUUCCUGCCCUUGGAAAUCUUGUAUAAAGGGGUACUUAAACUUUAAUCGUAGGCAUGUACGUAC